CCUUCACCAUUGUCUCGCAGCUCACUCUAGGGUUUUGUUCUGGAGCAGCUCCUCAAGAUUUAGAACUACAGCUUCAAGAUUGUCUUGUCCAUGGGAUUUACUCAGUCAAACUAGCUCCACGUUUAGAGGGAUGCAUCACCAGCUAAAAGGGAUGGGAGAGCCGAGUGUAGAUUGGGAAAUGCAAGAACACUGCCCUUACGAACAGGAUUCCGGGAAGGUAAGCUGGAUUUUGAAGAAGGGGCUGGUUCUGGGGAAGAACAUCCUGGUCACGGGCGUCGUGGUAUCCUCAGCCCCGAUAGUUCUUCCACUGCUCCUCGGGAUCUCUGCAUUUGGCUUUGCCGUCUCUGUCCCUUCAGGGCUUUUCUUGGCUAGCUAUGCUUGCUCUGAGAAGCUCAUGAGUAAGUUGCUCCCUGGGCCAUCACCGUCUACUUUCCCGUUGGAUUGUGGUGGAGCAACUUAUAAUGAGGAGGUCGAAGAAUAUGGAGUUGGAUUUAAAGGGGACUUUGAUAUGGAGGAGGAAGAAGUGGAGCAGUUUGAAGAUACUAGAGGAGUUGCAAUGAGGCUUGAAUUGCCUGUUGAGGAUGUCGGAAGACGUUUUGAGAAAGUCGGAAGUGAUUUAGUGACACGUGAUUUGAGUGAAAUCGUGGAAGAAGAUGCACAGCAGAAUGCUGGUGGACUUAUAGAUGACCAGGUCCAGCCACUGAUAGAGGGGCAUGCUGGAGGAAGGAGAGACAAAAUCCAGGAUCUGCCCGUAAAUGAGAUGAAAGGGAUUGUGCUUACGGUUGAAGCGGACGAUAGAACUACGUUGGAGGACAAAGGGACUUCAUUUGAAGUCAGAGAGGUGGUUGUAAUGGAGAGUGCUGGGGCAGAAAAUAUUGAAGAGGGCAAACUGGCCAAAGAGACGACAGGGUUGAUAGAAAAGCUCAGGGAUGAGGGCAGAGAUGACCGGAGGGAGCAGCACGAAGUCAUAGACGAGACAGCGCUGGAGGAGCACGAGACAGAAACCGGUAAGAAUGCUGAAGAUGUUGGAACACAGGUCGAAGCUAAAGAUGCUGGGAGGAAGGGAAAGAAAAAGGGUAAAAAGAAAGGGAAAGUUGAAGAAAAGAGUGCCAUGGAACUUCCGAAACAAAAUGAGAAAAACAAUGAAUCUAAAAGCUCAGUGGGUGAUACUACAGAAGUCGAAAAACCGAUGAAAGAUGCAGCAAGAUCUGAUUUGAGAACUUCUGAAGGAAAAGGGCAACACUCUGGACGUGUGGUCAAUGGAAGUGAGAAAUCAUCAGGAAUCCAUCCUGUAAAAGGGACAAAUCUGCCUUCUCAAGAGAGAACCGAUGGCAAUGAGAAAAUAUGGAAGCAGAUAGAGGCAUUGUGGGUGAUGGUAGGUUACAAGGCCACUCAACAAGCAACAUGCCUCGAGGAACUGAAGGCUCUCUACCUCUUCACAGGCGUCGAACCACCCGAGUCGUUCAAGGACAUUUCUGAUCAGGAUGAACUGAACGAUAAGCUUAGGUUUCUCAUGUCGAUAGUUGGAGUCAAGUAGGUUUUGGUCGGGUUUUGGACCCUUUUCAGAUUUAGUGUCGGGGAUGUUCAAGGACAUUUUGCUAAUUAUCGUCUUUGCUUCUGUUUCUGCUCUGCCAUAAAACAACAUAUGUAGGACUUGCCUAUGUUCUCCUGAGUUCAGUUUUGCGCUGAAUUAAAACCGGGGCUUAGGUUACGUUUGGUUUCAUAGUAGGAUUUUAAAAUCAGAUUUUGAUUUUGAUUUUGAGUGGAAUAAAUGAGGCCCACCCUUUGACUUUG
Molecule: messenger RNA, 1794 nt
Organism: Punica granatum (pomegranate)
Lineage: Eukaryota; Viridiplantae; Streptophyta; Magnoliopsida; Myrtales; Lythraceae
Source: RefSeq, a predicted model, not a curated record